CAACCUCGACUACCCACCACCUCCUCCGUCCAAUAUACCCCGCCGCCCACGUCUAAAGCACUACACCGAACUUUUCUUGCACAUCCUGCAGGCUGUCUUCGCUCUAACAACCAUCGUCCUCUACGGGAUCGAUAUCCACCAUGCGCACGAAAAGUCCCAGUCCGCUGAUGCACGCUGGGUGUACGCCAUUGUGACGGGGAUGAUGGGGUGCGGAACGGCGCUGUUCUACCUUGUUAUGAUGCAUUGGGUAUUGAAGACAAGAACGCCGUUGGCGAUGCGCGAGAGGUGGAAUUUGCCGCUGUUUGUGUGGGAGGCUGUGUUGUGUGUGUUUUGGUUGACGCUGUUUGGGAUCUUUGGGAAGAUGUAUAUCGGGGAUUAUGAGGAUAGUAGUGAGGUGACUAGGAUGAGGCAUGCGGUUUGGGUGGAUUUGGUGAAUCUGCUGCUUUGGGUUGGGACGGCGCUGUGGAAGGGGAUGAGGUGGUGGAGGGGGCAGAGAGGGGUGUUUGGGGUUGAUGGGGUUGAGGAGAAGCAGGAGGGGGUGUAGAUGGGAUUGAUUGUUUGGGGUGGAAGGGUGAUUAUUUGGGAAAGGGAAAGGGCAUGAGGGAGGGAGGGAGGGAUAUGAGAAGAGGAAUGGAUGGGACAAGGAGA
Molecule: messenger RNA, 648 nt
Organism: Aspergillus welwitschiae
Lineage: Eukaryota; Fungi; Ascomycota; Eurotiomycetes; Eurotiales; Aspergillaceae
Exons: 1
Coding region: 200-544 (114 amino acids)
Source: RefSeq, a predicted model, not a curated record